Messenger RNA from Argiope bruennichi, 1857 nucleotides. RefSeq lists its product as uncharacterized. Lineage: Eukaryota; Metazoa; Arthropoda; Arachnida; Araneae; Araneidae. Bases 157 to 822 code for a protein of 221 amino acids. The transcript is spliced from 2 exons. The record is from RefSeq and is a predicted model, not a curated record.
AAACAGGCAGUGAACUCAAAACUCACAGUUUUGGCGACUUUUGGAAAGCAUCUGUUCCUAGGGGUUACUGGGGCAACUUGUUCGCCCGUAUAAAUGUCUACUUCAGUAAAAGCGGCCAUUCCUUAGCAACCAACCGGGCCCUCAACAUCUCUAAGCAUGGGUCCAAAGUACGCACUUGUUCUUUGCCUGCUUUGUCUUGUGAGUGUUCUGUGCGUAGACGCACAAAGAGAUAGCAGACGUAGAUCUGGAAGACGAAAGCCCACAACCGAAAGUCCACCACCUGCAGAAGAACCUGAAAAUGAAACUAUUCCCCAAAAGGUAGAUGCAGAGCCAGAAGAAGUUGCUAAGCCAGAAAAAGUCCAACCUCUUGAGGCUGAAACAAAUGCCCCAACUGCUGCGAAAGAGGCUGAAAAAUCUGGAGGUCCACCUUUCAUUGUUCCUCGAGGUACUCGGAAACCUCGUCCUAUGCAUGUGAGAAAUAGUGGAGAAAAUAAACCAAGACCAACUUUACCCACAUUUUCUCGCAAGCCUGCAAGAAUGCCCAAGCCAGAUCGAAACGAAAAGAAAACUGAUGAGAAUCAGGUUGGUUCCUCUUCAACAACCACCACAACUCCAAAGCCAUCAAGAAAUUAUCGUAGACGAAACAACUCCCAAAAUUCCGACAAAGCUCCCGCAAAUGCAGAGAAGUCAUCACCAGCUGCUGAAAACACAGAAACAGUGACCGAAGAAGCUGCACCAAAAAAGAGAUUUGGAGGAGGGGGCAGCCGAAGAAAUUCCCGAGGGGGUAGCCGAAGAACCAAUGCAGCUGCUGCUGAAACAUAAAACUUUGAACUUAACUGUACAGUCAGUUUUUAUUUUGAACUUAUAGUGCUUGUGGCAGUUUGCUAGGUAGAAUAGCAAAGAGAAUUAAUCGCUAUGAGUGGAAAAUGCUUCAAGUGCCUUUAAACCUUUCAACAUCAUCUGAUAUCUGAGGGGUUUAUAAACUUUUUGAGUUAUGUUUCUUUUCAGAAAAAUCAAUGCCUAUAGAAUGAAUUCCUUUAUUUCCUUCCAUUUAAAGAUCUCACAAAGGGCAAGAUUUUUACUCAAAAAGUUUUUUACCUUUCAUAUGCAAUAUUAAUUUUACUUCAAAAGGAAAAAAACCUUUUAAUAACUGAAAAAAAUUAUCCAGUAUCUCAUAGUUUUAACUAUUCUUUUAUUUCAUUGGAAUAUUUUUUAUUUGACUUAACAUAUUAAUGAUUAUGCACCGAUUUGCUAUGAAUUUCUCUACCUCACCACUUGAUAUUAUUGAUAAAGGUUUUUUUUUCUGUACUUUGUUAUUCGAAUUACAAUUUUUUUUUUUUUUUUUACUUUGUUGUUCGAAUCGCAAUUAAAAAAUCUGUUAUAUGCUAGUAAUGAAACUUACCAAAUCCAGUAAUAUUCUUCCAGUUAAAAAUCGCUUGACAUUGUAACUGUCACAACUUACAAGAAAUGUAUAAAAAGGAUAUCAAUAUUAAGUUUAUAUAAUUUUAUUUACUCAUCCAUAGUCGAUUGCUACAGAUAAAACAUUUCAAACUAAUACGAAAAGAAGUUGUUUUACACUUUGUGAUAAUUUUUUUUUCUGAAAAUAUAUAAAAGUACACGAAUUUCUUAUUAAAUACCGAUUUCCACUUUCCAUCGUUUUCUUUUAUGCCAUACAUAAACAAUCAUUCAACCUGUUUUCACCAGAAACCUUUUAUUGUCAAAAUAUUUUGAAUUGGAAGUUGGUAAUUUUAACUUGUUGAUUUAUGCUCUGAUACAAUGACUGUGAUAAUUCAUAUAAAAUCCUGAUUUAACAUGAAAUUUAAACAUGCUUUCAAAUAAACAUUUCAUCCCCAUUGA